CUUGUCAAAUUUAUAGUGGCAUGAGGACAGAAGUCAGAGCGACGAGUCGGCUUUUGGGCGGGAAGACAUCGCAUUUGAACUUGUUAUCAGAAGCUAGCUUUAGCUGGAAAAUGGAGUCUGGAAAAAAAGUGGAGAAGGUGGCAAAGAAGAGAUCAGCUGCUGUCCUUGAGGAAGGAGGGGAUACAUGUGCUGUUGGGAACGAGGUUCAGUCCAUGUUGGAAAAAUUUGGGGCUGAUGUCAACAAGGCCAUGCAGGUGAAGCAAAAGCAUCUGGAGAGUCUGACGAAGAACCACAUGACAGGAAGUCAGCACAAACUGCAGCAGCUGUGGAGCAACUACCAUGGCCAGAGGAAGAAGACGACGCAGCAGUUCUCUCAGCGCGUGUCUACUGCCGUUCAGCAAUGGGAGGCCGAAGCACAUCGCACCGAAGAGCAGGAGGAGAAGCUCGGCAAUCUUUUUCGGCAGCAGCAGAAGAUCCUGCAGCAGGCCAGAGUUGCACAGAACCAGAAGCUGAAAGUAGUCCGAGAGUUGUAUGAUCAGUUUGUGAAGAAUAUGGAAGAGAUGGAGAAGAGUCAGAACGAGUUCCUGCAAGCAUCACAGGAAGAACUCAAAAAAGAAAUGGCCACUCUGCAGAAGAAGCUACUUAUGGAAGCACAACAACAGGAGAUGGCCACAGUCCGCAAGUCCCUGCAGACCAUGUUCUUCUAGAUCUCUGUUACCACAGCAACAGACAAGCUGCAAAGAAGUGUUGCUCCGGUCUGAGCGGUUCAUGUUACUGCCAUGUUUUUGAAUUUCUCUGGCAUUAGCCGACCUUUUAAUCUUCGUAUAUUCUCAACGCUGUGCUGAGCAUGCUCAAUUUGGCCCUGUAAGCUGCAGGAAAAACAUGUUCAGAUGGGAGUUUACUCUUGUAGUUUUUAUUGUUUGUAUGUUUUCUAUUAGAUUUUUAUCGCAGUGAUAUAAUAUUAAAAACAUGUUAUUUAUUAUUUGUACUCGGAAACAUUAAUUUAUUACAUUAUUUAUUUUUGUGGCUUUGGCUUUUUUCUGUAACUGUGCAAGGAAAUGUGUUCAAUAAAGUUUCUGUGCUUCAAAAGCCAAAAUAGAAUCCUA
This is a messenger RNA of Oryzias melastigma (Indian medaka), 1106 nucleotides long. Its product is annotated as synaptonemal complex protein 3-like. The record is from RefSeq and is a predicted model, not a curated record. Lineage: Eukaryota; Metazoa; Chordata; Actinopteri; Beloniformes; Adrianichthyidae. The transcript has 8 exons. Gene Ontology annotation, cellular component: synaptonemal complex. Gene Ontology annotation, biological process: spermatid development; meiotic cell cycle. The coding region runs from base 21 to 707 and encodes 228 amino acids.